Molecule: messenger RNA, 1757 nt
Organism: Tarenaya hassleriana
Lineage: Eukaryota; Viridiplantae; Streptophyta; Magnoliopsida; Brassicales; Cleomaceae
Product: glutamate-1-semialdehyde 2,1-aminomutase 1, chloroplastic
Exons: 4
Coding region: 89-1519 (476 amino acids)
Biological process (GO): tetrapyrrole biosynthetic process
Cellular component (GO): chloroplast
Molecular function (GO): transaminase activity; pyridoxal phosphate binding; glutamate-1-semialdehyde 2,1-aminomutase activity
Source: RefSeq, a predicted model, not a curated record
UUUGUUGACUCUCUCUAAGGCGACAACCAGAAAUUAAGGCCGACGAGAGGAACAGAUAGCGAGAUAGAGAGAGAGAGAGAUUGGGACAAUGGCGGCGACGCUUACAGGAGCAGGAACUGUGCUAGGAUUUUCGCGUUCCUCCAAGGUCUCGACGAGAGCUUCUCCCUCCUCGUCGUCCCGGUGCAACCGGUGCUGCGUCAAAAUGUCGGUCUCCUUGGAAGAGAAGAAGAAGAAUUUCUCUCUUCAGAAGUCCAAAGAAGCUUUCGAUGCCGCCAAGAAUUUGAUGCCUGGAGGUGUAAACUCCCCUGUCCGUGCCUUCAAAUCCGUCGGCGGACAGCCUAUUUUGAUUGAUUCUGUGAAGGGCUCUCGGAUGUGGGACAUUGAUGGAAAUGAGUAUAUCGACUACGUUGGAUCUUGGGGACCAGCCAUAAUUGGCCAUGCUGAUGAUGAGGUUCUUGCAGCUCUGUCAGAGACAAUGAAGAAAGGAACAAGCUUUGGUGCACCUUGUCUGUUAGAGAAUGUUCUGGCGGAGAUGGUGAUAUCAGCUGUCCCGAGCAUUGAAAUGGUUCGAUUUGUCAACUCGGGUACUGAAGCAUGUAUGGGUGUUCUCCGGCUCGCUCGUGCAUUCACUGGCAAAGAAAAGUUCAUCAAGUUCGAGGGAUGCUACCAUGGCCAUGCCAAUGCUUUCCUUGUCAAAGCAGGCAGUGGGGUGGCCACCUUAGGCCUACCUGACUCGCCAGGUGUCCCUAAAGCAGCUACUUCGGAUACAUUGACAGCCCCAUACAAUGAUAUUUCGGCUGUUGAAAAGCUCUUUGAGGCUAAUAAAGGCGAGAUUGCUGCCAUCAUUCUAGAACCGGUUGUUGGUAACUCUGGCUUCAUCCCUCCUAAACCCGAGUUCAUCAAUGGUCUGCGCCAGAUCACCAAGGACAAUGGUGCCCUUCUCAUCUUUGAUGAAGUCAUGACGGGUUUUCGUUUGGCUUAUGGUGGAGCUCAAGAAUACUUCGGCAUCACACCUGACCUGACAACUCUUGGGAAAAUCAUCGGUGGCGGUCUUCCUGUGGGAGCCUACGGUGGAAGACGGGAUAUUAUGGAAAUGGUAGCACCUGCUGGACCGAUGUAUCAAGCCGGGACCCUGAGCGGAAACCCGCUGGCAAUGACAGCUGGAAUUUACACACUUAAGCGGCUGAGGCAACCGGGAACGUAUGAAUACUUAGACAAAAUCACAAAGGAACUUAUCCAUGGAAUCCUAGAAGCCGGGAAGAAAACAGGACACGCAAUGUGUGGGGGAUACAUAAGCGGAAUGUUCGGGUUCUUCUUCACGGAAGGACCUGUCCACAACUUCUCGGACGCGAAGAAGAGCGACACCGAGAAGUUUGGAAGGUUCUUCAGGGGAAUGUUGGAAGAAGGCGUGUACUUUGCACCUUCUCAGUUCGAAGCUGGGUUCAUGAGCUUGGCCCACACACCCGAAGACAUCGAAUUCACGAUCUCGGCCGCCGAGAAGGUCCUCAGCCGGAUCUAGAACCAUGUGAGGCUUCUUGCUCUUGCUCUCUGCCCGAGUUUCUUUUGAUCAUGGCUGAUGUGUUUUUUUUUUAUGUUGCAUGUUUGGAUCAGAUGAGAACCCUUGUGUAGGGAGUUCAUAUUUGUCCGUAGCCAGACAUUUUUGUAUGAUAUAUAUAUGUGAUUAAUCUGUACUGUAAUAGUUUUUGGGGAUUUUUGACAUUUGGUUUAAUCGGAAAACAACGUAUUUUUCAUAGUUA